Messenger RNA from Dovyalis caffra, 468 nucleotides. The record is from the annotation of a GenBank genome assembly. Lineage: Eukaryota; Viridiplantae; Streptophyta; Magnoliopsida; Malpighiales; Salicaceae.
AUGGAAUCAACUAUUCUUUGCUCCUCACCACUUCCUUCUUUCCCAUUUCCUCCCACCAAACCACAUCCCCAAAAGCUUAAACUUCGACAUGGUAAAACGUCAAGUGGCACGGUUGUUCUUGCUACUAGAAGAGAGAACUCCGGAGAUUGGAGACAUGGAGAAUCAGUGGUUGUAGAUGAAAGCAUGAUUGUGCUAAGGAAACGCAUCCAUGAAAUGAAAAUGGUAGAGAGAAAUUAUGAGCCGCCAGAAGAGUGGAUGGAAUGGGAGAAGCAGUGCUAUACAUCCUAUGAUGAGUUUGUCUGUAAAUUUGUGGGGGUAUUGCAAUUGCAUUUGAUGAACACAAGGCCUAGUUUAGCUCUUGGGAUGUUAUUGCUAAUCACAAUGAGUGUCCCUGUAUCAAUGGCCGUGAUUGCCCAACAAUUGAUGGAGGCAACAUAUGGAGUUUUCUCGACCGUUCAUCUGGGUUGA